AUGAAACUUCUUCUUGUGAUUCUUCUAUUAAUCUCGACUGUCGAAUCCAACACACCCCGCUUGAAAGCUCUCUGGAAUUUAGAAGAAGUUACAGAGUGCGAGUUGCAUUAUAACGCAUUGCACUACAACAACUAUGGAUGCUGGUGUGGAGUUGGUGGAUCCCAUGAGCCAGUUGAUGGAAUUGAUGACUGUUGUAUGCAUCAUGACAAGUGCUACGAUGCCGCAGUUGAUAAUAAAGUUUGCAUGGAUGUAGAGAUUGAGUAUGUCGACGAUUACUCAUGGAAGUGCAUCAACUCCACUGCUAUUUGCUCUGAAAAGAACGCCGGAUGCAAAGCAGCUCUCUGUGAAUGCGACAAAAUCGUUGUGGAGUGCUGGAAAAAGUUCCCAAAGCCAGUGAAGAAGGAAAAGUGCAACAGAACCCGCUGGUCGGAAAUCACCAAGCACUUCCAGCAUUAA
Caenorhabditis briggsae is the source of this 456-nucleotide messenger RNA. Gene Ontology annotation, molecular function: calcium ion binding; A2-type glycerophospholipase activity. The transcript has 3 exons. Gene Ontology annotation, biological process: arachidonate secretion; lipid catabolic process; phospholipid metabolic process. The record is from RefSeq and is a predicted model, not a curated record. The coding region runs from base 1 to 456 and encodes 151 amino acids. Lineage: Eukaryota; Metazoa; Nematoda; Chromadorea; Rhabditida; Rhabditidae.